UGAAUUGCUUGAGGAGCAACAAAUCAGCGGUCUGACUAAAAACACUACACUGCAACUGCUGCAACCAUUGUUAAACCUCUCUCAGCUCCGGCAAUCGGCGGCGUUGUGAUGUCGUUAAUGAGGCUGAGCUCCGGCGACCUCGCCGGAUUCAAAGUCCUCUUCGCGCUGAUGAUUCUGUACGGAGUGUCAUCUUACUUAGCUUACUCCGCCAUCCACAUGAAGUUCGUCGCGCCUCUCGGCGCCGACGCGCCGCUCGAUCGGUUCUCCGAGGCCAGAGCGAUUGAGCACGUGCGCGUGCUGGCAGAGGAGAUUGGCGGCCGCCAGGUGGGAACUCCAGGUCUGACACAGGCAGCAGCAUAUAUUAAGAAGCAGUUAGAACUGAUAAGAGAACGAGCUGGCUCCAAUCUUAGGAUAGAGAUUGAAGAAACAGUUGUCAAUGGCUCCUUCAAUAUGAUGUUUCUAGGAAAUAGUUUAUCACUAACUUAUAGAAAUCAUACAAAUAUUGUAAUGAGGAUUUCAUCAGUUGAUUCUCAAGAAAGUGACCCGUCAGUUUUAUUGAAUGGUCAUUUUGAUACUCCACCUGGUUCUCCUGGAGCUGGAGAUUGUGGCUCAUGUGUAGCAUCACUGCUUGAAGUAGCAAGGCUGGGUAUUGAUUCUGGCUGGAUUCCUCCUCGGCCAAUAAUAUUCUUAUUUAAUGGCGCAGAAGAAUUGUUUAUGCUGGGUUCACAUGGGUUCAUGACAACACAUAGAUGGCGUGAUACAGUUGGAGCUUUUAUCGAUGUUGAGGCAUCUGGGACAGGAGGCUUUGAUUUAGUAUGCCAAUCUGGACCGGGAUCUUGGCCUUCAUCUGUUUAUGCUCAGUCAGCUAUAUACCCAAUGGCAAAUAGUGCAGCUCAGGAUGUUUUUGGUGCAGUUCCUGGUGACACAGACUACAGAAUGUUUGCCACUGAUUAUGGUGACAUUCCUGGCUUGGAUAUCAUCUUCGUGCUUGGGGGUUAUUAUUACCACACCUCAUAUGAUACAGUGGAUAGACUAUUACCAGGAAGCAUGCAAGCACGUGGGGACAAUUUAUUUAGUUUAAUGAAAGCUUUUGCCAAUUCUUCUAACUUAUUAACUGCCCAAGGUAGAAAAUCCUUGAGAGAUUCUGCCAGCCAAUCCAAGGGUGAGGGUGGAAGACCUAUCUAUUUUGAUUACUUUGCACAAUUCUUGGUCCUUUACUCAAGAAAGCAAGCCCUGGUUUACCACACUAUUCCGUUUGCUUUGUUCCUGCUAAUGCCCCUGUUAUUGCGCUUGCCAACUGGGAGUUUAUACAUUUCUUUUAACUCCUACUGUGACUUCUUGAAAGGAUUAUUAUUCCAUACCUGUGGGAUCAUAUUUGCCAUACUUCUGCCCAUCUGUUUAUCUAUUCUGCGGUUACUAUUCUCUGGACAUUCCAUGAACUGGUUUGCAAAUCCAUUUUUGGCGUUUCUAAUGUUUGUGCCAUGCUCAAUUGUUGGUCUGUUGGUUCCAAGAAUUAUUUGGAAGCAAUUUCCUCUAUCUCAAGAUGUUUUGGCUCUUUCAUUAUCACGGGAGGAAUUGGAUGAUGAAGCAAGGUUCUGGGGAGCAUUUGGGUUCUAUACCCUCUUGACUUUGGCAAGCCUUGUAUCGGGGUUGAGUGGGGGUUUCAUCACAUUCUUUGUAUCAGUUUCUAUGCUUCCAGCUUGGAUCUCCUAUCGUCUAUCGGUAAAGACAUUUGGUCAACAAUCUCUCAGGUCUGCAGCAUCAUAUGUGAUCCCUUUGGUACCUUGCCUGAUGUACUCUGUAUACUUUGGUGGAUUUCUUGCUGUCUUUGUCAUCGAAAAAAUGGGCAUGGCAGGCUCUCAUCCACCUCCUUAUGGAUAUUUUGUUCCUGAUGCAAUAGUUGCCGCUAUAGUUGGAUUAGUGACAGGCUGGUGUUUUGGCCCUUGUAUACCUGUUAUUGGGAAAUGGUUGGCAAAACCACCAAUUAUCCAAGUUUUGCUGCAUGGAAGUGUUCUUGCGUUGGCUUUAUCAUCACAAUUCUUUCCAUAUAGCAACGAUGCGCCAAAAAGGGUUGUUUUUCAGCAUACGAUUCAGACAAUAGAUGCAGAUCAAGUAUCUGGAGUUAGUUUUGAUUUUGCCGUAGUUGACUCCAAUUCCCUGAUGUUUGUUUUCCAUCAUGCACCUGACGCGGCAAGUGAACUGUAUGGUGAUAAAGAAUUAAGUUUUGACACGGUCACUCAAUCAGAUACUCAGAGAUGGACGGGAAUUUUUCCCAUUAAUGCUUUGUUUUCAAGAAGCCUGAAGUUUCCCACAACGAAUGAAGAAAUCUUGAAAGAAUACUCAAAAUUUCCACUUGUGACGUCUCACAUAUCCCCUAGCAUCUCGACUGAGGGAUCUCGGAGAGUCAACUUGGAGUUCUCGUUAGGUUCCUUGAAGGAGGUGUGGGUUGCAGUCCUCAACAUUACAGGACCGUUAUCAAAUUGGUCAUUUGCAAAUAACAUAGUUCCAGCUACCGUUAGAAUUGGCAACGGGCCACCAUCAUACAUUUGCAGACUGAGCGGCACAGGCCACGAGAAUUGGACAUUCUGGUUGGAGGCCAACACAUCGGAACGUCUGAGGCUCGAUGUUGCUGUGGUGGACCUGCAUUUAACCGAGCAAACGACGAAAUUGAAAGGCCUUUUUCCAAGUUGGAUGGAUGUCACUGCCUUCACAAGUUUCUUGUCUUCCUAUACCUUCUAAUCCCAUGCAUCUCUUUCUUCUUCGCCUAAUUUUUUCCUUACUUUGUGUAUAAUUUACUUGGCUAGUCUCUUUAAUAUGGAUUUACAUACUGAUUGAAAUUUGAAACUAUUUUUCCAGUGAUCAUAAUUGAUUGAUUGAAGAAACAUCUUGGUUGAAA
Molecule: messenger RNA, 2896 nt
Organism: Salvia miltiorrhiza (redroot sage)
Lineage: Eukaryota; Viridiplantae; Streptophyta; Magnoliopsida; Lamiales; Lamiaceae
Exons: 21
Coding region: 109-2739 (876 amino acids)
Biological process (GO): proteolysis
Molecular function (GO): metalloexopeptidase activity
Source: RefSeq, a predicted model, not a curated record